Balearica regulorum gibbericeps (East African grey crowned-crane) is the source of this 843-nucleotide messenger RNA. Lineage: Eukaryota; Metazoa; Chordata; Aves; Gruiformes; Gruidae. The record is from RefSeq and is a predicted model, not a curated record.
AUCACUUGUGAGCACUCUAUUUUAGGCAUGUUCUCAGAGUUGAAGUUCCCUGUGCCCUGGGGCCACGUGGCAGCCAAAGCCUGGGGACCCUCGGAAGGACACCCGGUGCUGUGCUUGCAUGGCUGGCUGGACAAUGCCAACACCUUUGACAAGCUCAUUCCAUUGCUCCCCAGAGAUUGCUAUUAUGUGGCAAUGGAUUUUUCUGGCCAUGGCUUGUCAUCCCACCGACCUGCAGGCUCCCCCUACCAUUUUCUGGAUUACGUAAGCGACGUGCGCCGGGUGGCAGCAGCUUUGCAGUGGAGACGGUUCACCCUGAUGGGUCACAGUAUGGGUGGGUCUGUGGCAGGAAUGUUCUGCUUCCUUUAUCCUGAGAUGGUGGAUAAGCUGAUCCUGCUGGAAAAUCUUGGCUUUCUGCUGGCUCCAGAGGACACUGAGGCAUGGCUGAAAUCAAAACGGAUGGUGAUUGACAGAUUACUGAGUCUAGAGGCAAAGCAGCAAACUCCCAAAGCACGGAGCCCUGAAGCAGCAUUGCAGAGGCUUUUAGAAGCAAACAGACAUCUGACAGCGGAGGGUGGGGCAAUCCUACUGCAGCGAGGAGCAACUGAGACACCCGCUGGGCUGGUGUAUAACAGAGACAUGAGAGUGCGUACGGUGAGCAUUGCUCUUCUGAUGUGGCCCCUGCUGCUUCUGAGCCCUGAGCUGACAGAAAACUCAGAGAUAGUGGAGGCCUGCUUACUGAGCCCAGGCCCUGCCUCCACCCAACUGUUUACUUUCUGCUUCCCAAAUUCCCACAUCUCUUUUAAAUGCUGCUGUUAAAAGAGCCUGCACUUGAUCAUUAACUGA